AUGGGUGCUGGGGAAUCAGCUGAUGAUUUUGCUGCAAUAGAAAACAGUCAGUGGUACAAGAAAUUUAUGAAGCAAUGCCCCUCCGGGCAACUUACUCUCCAUGAGUUUAAGAAAAUACUGGGUUUACAGGAUAUGAACCCUCAGGCAAACAUGUAUGUUGAGCAGGUGUUUCACAUCUUUGACAUGAAUCAGGAUGGAUUUAUAGACUUCUUGGAGUUCAUAGCUGCAAUAAAUUUGGUUAUACGAGGGAAAAUUGACCAAAAAUUGAAGUGGUAUUUUAAGUUAUACGAUGCUGAUGGAAACGGAUGUAUUGACAAAAAAGAACUAUUAAGCAUAUUCACGGCUAUCCAGGCUAUUAAUGGCCACACCAACAUGUCUGCUGAAGAGUUCACAAACAUGAUAUUUCAGAAGAUAGAUGUGAACAAUGACGGGGAACUGACUUUAGAAGAAUUCAUCAAUGGUGUGGAAAAAGACAAGGACCUAAUGGAAUUGAUUACGAAAAGUUUUGACCUUUCCAACGUACUCAAAGUCAUACAGAAUGGCAGGAGACACAGCAUCUGA
Messenger RNA from Haliaeetus leucocephalus (bald eagle), 561 nucleotides. It is a transcript of the gene GUCA1C, whose product is annotated as guanylate cyclase activator 1C. Lineage: Eukaryota; Metazoa; Chordata; Aves; Accipitriformes; Accipitridae. Gene Ontology annotation, molecular function: calcium sensitive guanylate cyclase activator activity; calcium ion binding. The record is from RefSeq and is a predicted model, not a curated record. The transcript is spliced from 4 exons. The coding region runs from base 1 to 561 and encodes 186 amino acids.